Messenger RNA from Fukomys damarensis (Damara mole-rat), 2734 nucleotides. RefSeq names its product serine/threonine/tyrosine interacting like 1 (gene Styxl1). Lineage: Eukaryota; Metazoa; Chordata; Mammalia; Rodentia; Bathyergidae. Gene Ontology annotation, cellular component: mitochondrion. The transcript has 10 exons. Gene Ontology annotation, molecular function: protein phosphatase binding; protein phosphatase inhibitor activity; protein tyrosine/serine/threonine phosphatase activity. Bases 223 to 1233 code for a protein of 336 amino acids. The record is from RefSeq and is a predicted model, not a curated record. Gene Ontology annotation, biological process: protein dephosphorylation; negative regulation of cytoplasmic stress granule assembly; positive regulation of intrinsic apoptotic signaling pathway.
GAGGAAGCGGAGAGAGGGAACGCUCCUGGCAACCACGGUGUUUGUCUAGGUUGGAUAUUGCUUCAGGGUCGGGGUAGGGGAACCUUGGUCACAGUGGGAGGGAGCGUUGGUGUCGGAGAGGUGGAAGAGGACUGGUAAUAGGCUCGAAGCACAUUGGAGCCACGUUGCAGGCUGGCAGUGCCCCUGAGCUCAGCUCACAGGGGUGCACCCUCUCUCAGAAUCAUGCUGUUAGGUUUGGGAACUGCCCCGUCCUUCCGCUUGGACCACAGGAUGGCUGAUUUGGUUUUUUGUGAACCAACAGAGCUUUACAACAUCUUAAAUCAGGUCACAAAACUAUCCAGAUUAACUGAACCCAACUAUCUCUGUUUAUUUGAUGUCCGCUCCAAGUGGGAGUAUGAUGAGAGCCACGUGAUCACCGCUCUUCGCGUGAAGAAGAAGGGCGGUGAGUACCUCAUCCCGGAAUCUGUGGACCUGGAGUGUGUGAAAUACUGUGUGGUCUAUGAUAACAACACUAGCUUCAUGGAGAUGUUUGUAAAAGAUGCCGUGUCCGAGGAGGAGGAGGAGGAUGAAGAGGACAACACUAAUGAGCGUGGCAAAGAUCUGGUAUCUGGAGCAGCUGUGGAAUAUGGCAGAAUCCUCACCCAGCUCACCCACCACCCUGUGUAUAUCCUGAGAGGGGGCUAUGAACGCUUCUCGGGCCUGUAUCACUUCUUCCGGACCCAGAAGAUCAUCUGGAUGCCCCAGGAACUGGAUGCAUUCCAGCCAUACCCUAUUGAAAUUAUACCAGGCAAGAUCUUCCUGGGCGAUUUCAGCCAAGCCUGCAACCCUAAAGUUCAGAAAGAUUUGAGAAUCAAUGCACAUGUCAAUGUCUCCAUGGAGACCAGUCCCUUUUUCGUGGAUGACCCUGACAGGCUUCUGCACAUCCAGAUAGAAGAUUCCUCAGAAUCCAAGAUUUUUCCCUUCUUACGCCACCUCUGUCACUUCAUCGAAAUUCACCUCCACCUGGGCUCUGUUGUUCUGGUCUUUUCCACACAGGGCAUCAGUCGCAGCUGUGCAGCCAUGGUGGCUUUCCUCAUGCAUAAGAAUCAGGAGACCCUGAAGAGGUCUUGGGCCCAUGUCAAGAACUGCAAAAACAACAUGCGUCCAAACUGGGGCUUGGUGACUCAGCUGUUGGAAUGGGAGAAGAUUGUCCUUGGAAACUUUGUCACAGACAUCUCAGAUCCACUCUACUGAUCUCUGCAGCCCCAUGAUGGGUGCUGAAGAACCUUGCUUGGGGCUUCUGGUGGGUAGGGAGCCACAGUGUAUACCCAGGUUGGUCUGAAAGGAGCAGGCCUCUGCUGCCAUAAGUCUUGUGUUCUUCCAGCACUGUUUUUUUUUUUUUGUUGUUGUUUUUGGUACCAAGGAUCAAACGCAGGUCCUUCCACUUAUGAGGCAGGCGGCGGAACCACUGAGCUAAAUCCCCAGUCCUCAGCACUAGCUCUUCCUAGGCCUCUUAUUCAUAUGACAAGCAAGUGUGCCUUUAGGACAUCCUAGACUACCCCCUACUGUGCUCCUGGGGCCACCUCUGGCUGCUGGAGUGGCUGUCCCAAAUACCCCAUGACACAGACCCUCUGGAGUUGCUUACCAUGUGGUGGUCCGCAGGGAGUGUCAGUGCUUACCCAUGGGCAGAGGUCCUGGAGCUCCUGGAAUGAGGCUUCUUUCUUGUAGCCAGGCCCAGUGCUCUGAAUGUGCCUCUGGAGCACUUGGUAUAGAUUUCCUUUUUCUGCCUUUUCCCUCCCUUUGCUGGGGCUUGAUGACUCAGCUGUUGGAAUGGGAAGAUUGUCCUGGGAAAUUUUGUCACAGACAUCUCAGAUCCGAUCUACUGAUCUCUGCAGCCCCAUGCUGCUGUAGCCCCUUUGCUACCUGUCGGCAUUCACCAAGGAGAGAUCCCCCCUCCCAGGUGCCACACUCAGGUUUCUAUAAAAUUCCUCAGACUUAAGAUCUGGCAACCCUCACAUGACCAGUUAGGCGUCAGGACAGGGCACAGACAAGGGGAUGGGUGGGCAGUCUAGGAUGUCCCCCGGUGAGGGGGCUUCCUUAAGUUCAUCCAGCGAUUGUGCCCUGCCACCACCUGGGGGAGGCUGGGAUAUGCUGAGCCUAGGACUCUGCGAAGGCACGGAGGGGUGUUUGUAGGGGAAUCCCACGUCAGAAGGGCAAACCUUCAAGGAGACGUGAAGUUUUGUCAGCGACAAGAAGAGGUUUGCGGGCAGCGCUGGUGCUGAUCAGAACCUGGGAUGGAAGCAGAGAGGGCUUUGUGUGGUGAGGGGCCUCCUGGUAGGCCGGGCAGAGCUCAUGGGAAGUCUUGAGCAGGGCCAUGGUGCGAUAUGAGCGUGUGUUUUAGGAAGGGCAGUAUAGAGGCUGUGUGAGGGACAGGGGAGUUGGGUCAGGAGGUAGAAAGACCAGUAAGGAGAUGGCUGUAAAUUCCAGCUAUAGGAGAGGCUUGUAGUCCCUUCCCCAAAAUGUAGCUUCCCAAGGAUAAAGGCGUUGAGAGCAGGUGUCACCUCCCUGGGCUUUGGUUUGCUUCCAGCACAGUAGGCUGGGACACUGCUGGCGGCCCCUAGCGGUUGAUUCGGCGGCCUCAGGGACCUUAGCCUCAGACCCACUAGAAACUUCAGGGCGAGACGCCUUGGGCUCACGUGGCCCCAUCCCACCCUCGCCCUGGGCCCUGAUUGGCUGUCGUAGGGGGCGGGGCAGG